Molecule: messenger RNA, 2824 nt
Organism: Helianthus annuus (common sunflower)
Lineage: Eukaryota; Viridiplantae; Streptophyta; Magnoliopsida; Asterales; Asteraceae
Product: probable LRR receptor-like serine/threonine-protein kinase At1g05700
Exons: 13
Coding region: 16-2583 (855 amino acids)
Biological process (GO): protein phosphorylation
Molecular function (GO): protein kinase activity; protein binding; ATP binding
Source: RefSeq, a predicted model, not a curated record
UUCUAUUAUGUGUUGAUGCUUCAAGUAGCUCUUACCAUAGCUAUGGUUCAUGCUCAGGAUGAUCAAUCAGGCUUCAUAAGCAUUGAUUGUGGAAUAACAGAAGGUUCAGAUUACACAGAUAAAAGAACAGGAAUAAACUAUGUUUCGGAUGCCAGAUUCAUAGACAGUGGCAUAAAUCAAGAAAUAUCAUCCAUGUCUAAAUCCGACACCCUUGAUAUCCAGUUCAGCACUCUUAGAAGUUUUCCUCAAAACACUAGAAACUGCUACACACUUAGACCCAAACAAGGGAAAGGCAAUAGGUAUUUGAUAAGGGCGCGGUUUAAUUACGGGAACUAUGACCUUAAAGGUCAACCCCCAAAAUUUGACCUCUACCUUGGAAACGAUCCCUGGUCUAGAGUAAACGUUAAAGUGUCCUCGGCAACGGACUAUGAGAUCAUACACCUUGCUUCAUCAGACUAUAUUUAUGUCUGCCUUGUAAAUAUAGGCCUCGGAAAUCCUUUCAUUUCUGCAUUAGAAUUAAGGCUUUUGGAUAGCACCAUGUAUGCAGAUGACAAGAAACUACGAUCACUGACUCUAUCCGCACGCACUAAUUUUGGUACAUCUAAAAUAGUCAGGUACGCAGAUGACAAAUAUGAUCGAAUAUGGUAUCCGAUAGCUUCUACUAACACUAAAGAUAUACAGACUUCUAGUCCUAUUUCUUUAGGAUCUUCAACAAAAGAAAGUGUACCAUCAAAAGUCAUGAGCACUGCCGUCAUACCCGCAAAUCCUACAGCUGAUUUAUUUUAUUCAUGGACAGCUACUGAUAAAACUGAAGAGUAUUUUAUGUACAUUCACUACGCUGAAAUUGAAACAUUAGAAGGAAACGAGACAAGAGAGUUCAACAUUUAUCUGAAUGAUGCCUACUGGGAUGGACCGAUUUCUCCAACUGAUCACACCACUAGUACAUAUUUCACCUCCUUUUACAAUGCAUCAUCGUAUGAACUUACGUUACGCAGAACAAUAAACUCAACCCUUCCCACUAUGAUGAAUGCAAUCGAGCUUUAUAAUCCAAUACACCUCCAACAACGCCAAACAGAUGACAAAGAUGCUACAACGAUGUGGAGUACCAAGUCAACGUACGGGUUAAAAAGAAACUGGCAAGGUGAUCCAUGUGUUCCACAAGAUUCUAUGUGGGAUGGAGUUAAGUGCAGCAAUGAUACAGAUAAUCUUAGGAUCAUUUCCAUGAACUUGUCCUUCAGCGGAUUGAGUGGAGAAAUAACUCCCGCGUUAGCAAAUCUCACAGUGAUACAGUCAUUGGAUCUGUCCUACAAUAACUUGACAGGAAGUGUUCCAACGUUUCUUGCUUCUCUAAAUUUCUUGAAAAAUCUCAACUUAACAGGAAAUAAUUUCACAAGACCCCUACCAGCGGAACUUCUAAAAAAAGCAAAGAAUGGUUCGUUAUUUCUAAGUAUUGAAGAAGAUGGAGAUCAGGAUACAGAUGCUUGUUCCAAAGGUUCAUGUAAAAAAAGUAAGACUAGCAAGAAUAAAAACGUCGUUAUUGUAGUGAUAGCAACAGUUGCUGCAAUAUUCGUGCUAUUGACCAUAUUGAUCGUUCUAUGGAUAACUAAAAGAAGACGAGCACAAGAUUCAAGCAUAAGAGACGAGUUUAUUGAACCGAGAAACCAACGAUUCACAUAUUCAGAAGUACAAAGAAUCACUAACAGCUUCAGUAAUGUUAUUGGGAAAGGAGGAUUUGGAACAGUGUUUAGCGGGUUGAUUGGGGAUACUCGAGCGGCUGUGAAGAUGCUUUCUGAAUCAUCAGCUCAAGGGUGCAGGGAAUUUCAGUCGGAAGUCCACCUUCUCAUGAGUGUUCAUCACAAAAACAUAACUUCACUUGUUGGGUACUGUGAUGAAGGAAGCCACAAGGGAAUUAUCUAUGAGUACAUGGCUAAUGGAAACUUGGGAAUGCAUCUAUUUGAUGCGAGUCAAAAUGUUUUGAGUUGGAAAAAACGGCUACAAAUCGGAUAUGACGCAGCACAAGGGUUAGAGUACAUGCAUCAUGGUUGCAAGCCACCAAUUGUCCAUAGAGAUGUGAAAUGUUCAAACAUAUUAUUAAACGAGAAAUUACAGGCAAAACUAGCAGAUUUUGGGUUGUCCAGAGCUUUUACAACCGAAGGCGCUACACACGUGUCAACAGUAAUUGCGGGCACUCCCGGCUACCUUGACCCCGAGUAUUACACAACAAACAGGUUGACGGAGAAAAGUGAUGUGUAUAGCUUUGGGGUAGUACUACUGGAGUUGAUUACAGGCAGGGCAGCAAUAUCAACAGAUAUAUACAUAGUUAACUGGGUUAAAUCUAUGGUUGAAAAGGGAAGUGUAGAAAAUAUAAUUGAUCCUAGGUUGUAUGGGGAUUUUGAUGUUAAUACAGCCUGGAAGAUGGUGGAAUUGGCAAUGGCCUGUGUUGACAUGUCAUCUGUCAAAAGACCAACCAUGAAUGAUGUGGUGAUGGAACUACAGACCUGUUUGAAAGGGGCCAAACCGAAUAAUCUAAAUCAUAGUAUGUCAUUGAGUUUGGAGAGUAUGAGUGGGCCAAAUCUAAGAUAAUCAAAUCUUAAAUUUGUGUUCUUCUCUGAUGUUUUCCGAUCUCUAACGUGGGUCUUCCGUCUUUUUCCUAGUAUUUUGAACUCAUAAUACGAUUAUCGUUUUUAAGUUACAUUGCCGGUAUAAGGCCAUAUAACUUAUGCUUGUGUCUAUUGUUGACCUUCAAAUAUGUGUUUGUGAAUACCAUUAAACUUCAUUCCUGUAAGUUAUGUUGAGUUAUAUUGAAUCUUUUGAACUGUCUCCA